This is a messenger RNA of Dermacentor andersoni, 922 nucleotides long. Its product is annotated as putative nuclease HARBI1. The record is from RefSeq and is a predicted model, not a curated record. Lineage: Eukaryota; Metazoa; Arthropoda; Arachnida; Ixodida; Ixodidae.
AUGCGCCGCGAACGCGUGUUCCGGGAUCGCACGAAUAUCUUCGAAGUUUUCGACGAAGACGAGCUUCAGAGGCGUUUCCGGUUUGGUCGUGCUGGCAUCGCCUACCUCGCCGAGCUCCUGCGUGACGAUCUUCAGCAUACCACUCGUCGGAGCCACGCUUUGAGCGCUGAGCGACAAUUGGUGCUCGCGCUGAAGUUCUUCGCUACCGGUGGUUUUUUAAUCACGGCCGGCGAUACCAUCAACGUGCACGAAUCGACGGCGAGCCGCACCGUUCGGCGAGUUGCUCUUGCUCUCGUCCGCCACUGCUCAACUUGGAUACGCUGGCCCUCACCGAACGAGCUGGCUGAGGGGCAUACCAACUUCUACGGUCUGGGCGGCUUCCCCUGCGUGGUGGGUGCAAUAGACGGCACGCACGUAAGGAUCCAGGCACCCGAGGAGAAGGAGGAGGCGUAUGUCAACCGGCAUUUCUACCAUUCCAUCAACGUUCAGCUCGUCGUCGAUGCCAACUGCCGGAUACUUGACGUCGUCGCAAAAUGGCCAAGUGGAACCCACGACGCGCGGAUGCUCGCCAAUAGCAGCCUCGCCAAACGCUUCGACAGGGGCGUGCACACGGGCCUUUUGUUGGGGGAUAGUGGAUACUCAUGUCGGGCCAUGGCUAAUGACCCCAUUCUGGACACCAGACACUCCAGCGAAAAGGCGCUAUAAUGCAGCGCAUGGCACAACAAGGGCAGUGGUCGAAAAGUACGUCAGCGUGCAUUCAGCAUACGAGAAUGUUUCACCUGUAAAUUUUGCUUCUCCCAGUGCACAGCUAGCAGAAGUGGAAUGAAACACGCAACUAGACACUGCUAACCAUUCUAUGAUUAUAUUGUCAUGUCAUUACCAUGCAACAGUACGAGUGCACUUACAAGAUUGACUAGAAAAG